AUGGAAUUCUCACAAGAAGUAAGUUUGAAAAAAAAAAAAUUUCAAAUUAAAAAAAAUUUUUUUUUUUGAAAAUUCUACUGUAGUCUUGGUUUUCUAGGCCAAGCUCCAACUUUUUUUCAAAAAAAAAACUUUCAAAUUAAAAAAAAAAUUUUUUUUUGAAAAGUCUACUGUAGUCUUGGUUUUCUAGGCCAAGCUUCAACUUUUUUUCAAAUAAAAAUAAAUAAAAAUAAUCCAAAGUUAAUCCUUCUAUUGAAUUUUAAAAGAAUCUAUGUAGCUAUAGAUCUUCUAGAACUCCAAAUCCAAAUCCAAAAUUUUUUUUCCAGGUGAUCUCAAUUCUAGUCAUUGUAAUUGUCUGCUCAGUUUUGUCGCUUUUCUGCGUGUUUUUGUGGUUUUGUCGAUGUCGGAAGGAUCAGAUUCGGGCGGCUGAGGAGAAACAUGAUCGAGCUGUUCAGAUGCAACAUUUUGAGGAUCAGGAGUAAGUUUUCUAGGAGCCAAGCCUUGAAAACUAGGUUCUCUAGGAGCUGAGCCUUGAAAACUAGGUUCUCUAGGAGCUGAGCCUUGAAAACAGGGUUUUCUAGGAGCUGAGCCUUGAAAACCAGGUUCUCUAGGAGCUGAGCCUUGAGAACCUGGCUCUCUAGAAGCUGAGCCUUGAAAACUAGGUUUUCUAGGAGCUGAGCCUUGAAAACAGAGCUCUCUAGGAGCUACGCCUUGAAAACUAGGUUCUCUAGGAGCUGAGCCUUGAAAAUUAGGUUCUCUAGGAGCUGAGCCUUGAAAACAGGGUUCACUAGGAGCUAAGCCUGGGCUCUCUAGACCUCAAAAAUCUCAAAAAUCACAAAAUUAGUCAUCAAAAUCAAAUAAAAGAUCAAAAAUCAGAUUAUCUCAAGUCAUAUCUCAUAUUUUUCUCCAGAAAAGCGAAAAAAACCGAAACCGCCACACUGCGAGUUGCCUCAACUCUCGAAGCCGAUCGUUCCACACAAAAUCUACAAAGUCAUCGAAGUGUCGAAGAAUCGAAUGAGACAAUCGGACAAUUUGAGACAAGAACAAAUCUGAAAACACAACCAGAAAUGAUUCGAAAUGUGGGUUUUGUAGGUUCUCUUUGAAAAAAAAAAGAAAAAAACUUGUGCGCCGGGUGGGGGUCGAACCCGGGUGUUGCGAAAGAUCGGCAGGCGUGCUAACCACUCGGCCACCCAGCCAUUUUUUCUUGCAUAAGAAAUUGUGAUAUUUAAAAGGCGCAUGAAAAUUUUUUCAGAAACGUUUGGACACAAUUUCUGAAAUGGCAAUUUCCAACGAAAGUUUGCAACGAAAUGAUUCAAAGGUAUAUUUUACCUUAAAAAAAUUUUUGGAUAAAAAUUUUCCAGACAAAUGUGUUCACGGUGGACAGUUUGCCGAAAGCUUCAAUGCUAGAAGUUGAUUUAAAUCCGGGUCUUGAUAAUUCGAUUAAUUUGGAGAAAAUUUGA
Caenorhabditis angaria is the source of this 1457-nucleotide messenger RNA. The record is from the annotation of a GenBank genome assembly. Lineage: Eukaryota; Metazoa; Nematoda; Chromadorea; Rhabditida; Rhabditidae.